AUGGCUGCAGCACCGGUGCGUGACGACCGUCGCAUCGUCCUCCACCUGGACUAUGACUGUUUCUAUGCCUCAGUCUUUGAGGUCGAACAACCUGCCUUGAAGUCCCAACCCCUGGCAGUCCAACAGAAACAAAUCGUUGUUACCUGCAACUAUGAGGCUCGACGCCGCGGCUUGCACAAGCUGCAGCUCAUCAAAGAUGCCAAGCGCAUUUGUCCCGAAGUCGUCAUUGUUCUGGGUGAAGACUUGACCAGGUUUCGAGAUGCAUCGAAAGAUAUAUACCAUUUCAUCCACGGUUUCAUCUGGGGUGGCCGCGUCGAAAGACUCGGCUUCGACGAACUCUCUCUGGACGUCACAGAAAUGAUCGACUACAAUGUUGAACUGCUCAAUCGGAAUGACAUGACUACUUCCUUCUUCCAUCUCAACAGAAAUGAUCCGACCGUUGGAUUCACUUACGAUGCCACAAGAUUUCAUGGCUCUACAUAUCCGCCCCCGGGAGGAGAAUCUUCCGCUGUGGAGUCCGAUCCCUCAACACUGGAAAUGAGGCUCUUGGUUGGUUCCCAUUUGAUGGCAUACCUGAGAAGCCAGCUUGAGUAUGACAAAGGCUUCACCGCUACAGGCGGGAUCUCAACUUCCAAGUUAUUGGCCAAGUUAGUUGGCAGUGUUCACAAACCAAAUCAACAAACAACCCUAGUUCCACCAUACGAACUCACCAGCGAUGGCAAGGAAAGCAAUGUCAUUCAGUUCAUAGACGCCCACGAGAUCCGCAAAAUACCAGGCAUUGGAUCGCGGUUAGCACAGAAACUGAGAACGCGGGUUGCAGAGCAAAAUGCUGGCGAAGAAGAGGUAACAGUGCGCGAUGUUCGCUUGUACCCUGGUAUGAGCCCACCGCUGCUGGAGAAAACUCUUGGCGGGCCAGGUGCCGCGAAAGGGAUCGGCCAGCGAAUCUGGGGGAUAUUUCAUGGCGUGGACAAUACCGAAGUGAUCGAAGGACGUGAUUUACCCACCCAAAUCAGUAUCGAGGACACAUAUGGUCGCGGCCGUCUUGAUAGCCCGGAAAGUGUGCGGCGGGAAUUGACGGUAUUGGCCAAGAGUCUGCUCCGACGAAUGAGAACCGACUUGCUCGUCAGGGGUGGUGGAAAUGAUGAGCAGCCAAGGUGGCUGGCACAUCCACGCACGCUCCGAUUAUCGACGCGGCCAAGGAACGCACCGGAAACGGACGGGGUGCGGACGUACAACGCUAAUCGAAUCUCGCGCUCGGCUCCACUGCCGAGCCUAGUCUUUAAUCUAGACGAAAGUAUCGAUUCCUUGGCCGAACGGGUUGUCCAGGAUCAUGUCAUGGGUAUGUUUCGCAAAUUACACGCUGAAAAGUCCGGGUGGGACCUUGGCUUGAUGAAUAUCGCCGUGACAAACAUGAUUGAGAGUGCGGGAGACCAGAAACAAAGUAGUGGACGAGAUAUUGGGAAAAUGUUCCGGCAACAAAAAUCAAUUCUGCGGGAGUGGACUGUGCACGAGUCGGAUGAUCGGUUGACGCCAGAAUCCGAACCCGACUUGUUGGAGGAGAGUGAUUCUGGGUGGCAAGACGGAGACGAAGAUGGGGAUCACGAUGCGCCGUUGCUAAGCAUCGAGUGUCAAUUAUGCGGGGCUCCGAUCCCACAUUUUGCUCAACAGGCGCAUGAACUCUACCAUGCGAGCGAGGAGACUUGA
Molecule: messenger RNA, 1704 nt
Organism: Penicillium cosmopolitanum
Lineage: Eukaryota; Fungi; Ascomycota; Eurotiomycetes; Eurotiales; Aspergillaceae
Product: putative DNA polymerase iota
Exons: 2
Coding region: 1-1704 (567 amino acids)
Biological process (GO): translesion synthesis
Molecular function (GO): damaged DNA binding; DNA-directed DNA polymerase activity
Source: RefSeq, a predicted model, not a curated record